Molecule: messenger RNA, 1200 nt
Organism: Gadus macrocephalus (Pacific cod)
Lineage: Eukaryota; Metazoa; Chordata; Actinopteri; Gadiformes; Gadidae
Gene: tmem253
Exons: 8
Coding region: 279-920 (213 amino acids)
Cellular component (GO): membrane
Source: RefSeq, a predicted model, not a curated record
ACACAGUCAUUAUGAAUAACCAUUAACUAGCCAACCCUUGGAAGGAGUGAGAGAGAGAGUGGUUGAGUUAAUCAGAGAGAGAGCGAGAGAGAGAUCAGGGACUGGUGACUGUGAGGAAUACACAGAAGACGUGGAGGAAGUGAGGAAACUGCAGGAUCAAACCAAAUCUAUAAGCAACAUUUCAACAUCUUUGUUGAAAACCCUAUAGUUUCCGCCAUUAUAUUGGUCUUGUUUUAAAUAUGAAAGCGUCUGGAUAAAAUCCGGCACAACGAGGAAGGAUGACUCAGAACAUGUUCCAGGAAGGCUUGUAUCAGGUGUUCGUCAGGGAGACUCAGAGUGAGCGGUCGCCUCCUGAAGCCAGCGAUGAGGGGGACCUGAGAGACGCAAGGAUUCGCCGCUGGUUCGGGACCGUGGUUGGCAGCAGAGUCUGUGUCACUGGGGCGACUCAGGCGGUCUCUGCCCUGGCCUGCAUACUAUCCACGGUUACCUAUUCCUGUGUGAGCUUCAACUGCUCCAUGAGCAUGACCAUGCCGGUGUGGUCCAGCGUGUUUUAUCUAGGCACAGGGGCAUUGGCUCUACUUCUCCCCAAGAAACCGACCAAAAUGCGGGUUGCCGCACUCAUGGUCCUCAACCUCUUCAGUUUCCUGCUGGGAUUCAGUGCUCUGCUGUCCUUCGCUGUGAACUCUGUGCACGCAGUAGCUCUCAAGACAAGCCAUCAGCGGAUUGGAUCGCGUGUAGCCGAGGGCAGCUCUAUAACCUUCACUGGGCUGUGUCUGCUGGCGUCCCUCUACACCCUGUUCCUGACCUGGAGGGGCUUACGACGCUACAGCGCUCCCAACUCUCAGACCUACGGCCCCGUACCACAGCAUCUCGAUAACGGCACGUCUCCGCUGCUGGAGCAAGCGGAACUCGGCCUUUAGAUCCAGCUGUUGAAGAGGACUCUGUGGCCCCUGGGUGCGUGUGGGGGCGUGACGGGGGUCUCGGUGGUGCUACGAGGCCAGGGCGGGGGUCAGGUGCCAAGGCUGCACAGUGACGGGGCUGAGCAGGACAAGAGCAAUAGAACAACUAGAUACAUGUUUACAGAACAGCCAAAGAGAGAGAAAUGAACAGUUUGUAAGUUAUGGUGAAAAACUAUCAUCAGUUAUAGAACCACUUCACAUUUCUAUCUCUCAAAAUAAAAAAAACGAUGUUGUGUCAUGA